GAGACAAAACAUUUUAUUUUUACAGCUACCCGGUUAACCCCCCCCAAGCAUAAUCAUGGGGCAUCAUGCCGCCGGUCUCUGUCUGGCCAGAGGGCCUCAUCAACAUCACAAGCGAUGUCCUCCUGGUCCAAACAGCGCUGGAAGUACCGCCUCGAGUGCCUCAUGAAGCCCUGACAGGCCUCAAAGGCCACAUCUCUACAAGCCUCCUCCAUAGCUUGAAGCAGUGGGACCUGGCUCUGUGGAUUCCUUUCGUACACCUUCCACCUCCAGGCUGAGAAAAACUCCUCAGUGGGAUUGAGAAAGGGGGAAUAAGGUGGAAGGUAUAAAAUGGAAAACCGUGGGUGGUCCUGAAACCACUCAUACACCUGGGCAGCCUUGUGGAAACUUACUUUUAUGCUGCAGUCCCUGAUUCCAAAUUGCCCGCCAUACCCGAAAGUUUAGAGAUUUGAAUAUUUGCGUGUUGUUGAUUGAAGCUUUGAGAAUUUAUGUGAGAAGUGUGUGUAAACCUGAAAAUUGUGUGUUGUGUUUUGACAGCAAGGUAAUGUGAAAUUGACAUCAGAGUGUAAAGGAGGAAAAUCAGAGUUUUAAUAUGAUAAGGAAAUCUUAAGUAGUGAUAAAAUGAGUCAAGCGAUAGGGAACAGAAGUAGAGGUUGUGAAAAUUGUGCCUCAUUUUUGCUUUUUGAGUUUUAGCAAUCGAAAAAAACUAAUAAAAUCGAGGGCAGUUACAGUACAAGGAAUCCAUCUGAAGUGUUCUCAUUCUGGUUUUAAAUGUACUCAAGGAGAUGAGAUCUGGCCCUGCAACCUGUCCAUGGUGUGCCCCACCUGUUUUUCCCAUAAGCAGCUGGAGAUGGGCACCAGCCCUCCUGUGACCCUACAAGGACAAGUGGGUUCAGAUAAUGGAUGGGUGGAGAUAAGGUCAGUUCAUUUGCUGUUUUCCUGCAGCCUCUUCCAUGUUCCAGUUUGGUGCACAAAUGCACCACAAAGUAACAGCUGAUCAUUUGCUCACAGAAUGUGAGAAGUUACACUUCUUCGUGAGAAUACAUUACAGAUGUAGUUGGAAAGUAAUCCAAGUGUGGCCUUAUAAAUGAAAGUGUACCAAUGUCCCAACCUCCUGGUGGACAAGGAAUGCCACCCUACAGGUGAAUACAAUUCACAUAGAUGGGUCAGAGGUCUACAGUUAGGAAUAAACCCCAAAGAGGCAAGAUAAACCACAUCAACCUUACCAAGACACUGUGCUGAGGCAUUCAUAUAUAUAUGUGGCAAUACACGAGUGGUCCUUUAACCUACUAAUGCCAAAUAUGGCAAUUGUAUCUCCUCAAGUACAAUUAUUACAGACAACGCCACCAUGGGAAUUUCACCCAAAGAAAUAGUUAAAUGGUAAGGCACUUAGAUCCAUUUCCACUUAAGUGAGACCGCAGACGUGGUUUCAGAAAUCACAUUCCUUUUAUUAAACAGUAAAAAUGUCAGUUAAUAAAAUCACUCUUUUGUUAGUGAAACAAGCAGUAAAAUGUCAGUUAAAUUGAUAUCCCCGUAAUUAAAUAAGUAGCCUAUAUGUAUGAAACAACAAGAUUUACGCUGUUAUAAUAAUUUCAGUGUUUCUGCAUAGCAUGCCAGAAGUCAUUGGCUAGUUGUUUUACCUGCAUGUACAACCGAUCUUUACAAGGUGUUGCAGCCCUUGCUUUGCAGUUAACCUGUAGUAUAGCAUGGCUUUAUUACUUUUUUCAAUUUGCCAUAUUAUUGAACAACCGUCUCUGCUGUACACUGGGCCACCCUUGGGCCUACAGGAUAAAUUAUUUAAUGGAAAUGAAUGUCAGAUCUUUAACGGUGCAUAAUACACAUGUAAUAAGGUUUUUGAUAUUCCAAAAUGGGAUAUUUUACCAAACUUUUCUGAAUUUUUUGGUUUUCUUAUCAUAUUACAGAUUCACGUUUUGUCUUUUCUGACGUUGCUUCAUUGUUGGCAUGCGCUGCCUCACAGUGUAUCUUCUGUGAAAAGAAGGAACUUGGAAACACUUCAUCUCCAAAGAAAACACCUAAAAGAAGCUAUUUACUUUGUAUGCGAUAAACAAGAGAAAUUUGUGGUAUCCUGUUACUGUAAGGAACGCACACAAACAUUAAGGAUUCACUAUCAUUGUCCUUUCUGCAAAUCGGUGUACACACGAUCAACAUUUCUCAUGAAGCACUUACAAGACAAACAUGAUACAUCAUCACAUAAAAGUCAUGCCAAGGUGAACACCUUAAAAAGAAAACUAAAAGACAUCACAGGCGAGGAAAAAGACAGUUCGGAUUCAAAACCAGAGAAUUUCUGUUGUCCACAUUGCACAGCUUUCCGUAGUUCCCACAAAAACCUGCAACGGCAUAUUAGGGAUGUUCAUUCAUCCCUAAUAUGGAUAUUCAUUCUGUGGCAAGGUGGAUAAACGAGGGCCCGGGCGGGAUUCGAUCCCCAGACUCCCGGGUGAGAGUCAUACGCUCUAACCAGUUAGCCAAAGGGACAUCCCCUUGGCCAAGUAGCCAGGGCGCAUGAUCAAUCGGGACACUGUGACAGAAUGCUCACACUGUCACAAUUCAUUCCUCCAUCCACCUCUCAGUCCCACCUUUCCGUCUGGUCACUAUGGGGAGCAGGGCCUUCAGCCGCUCUGCUCCCCAGCUCUGGAACUCACUUCCUCCUGACCUCCGUAACAUUGAUUCCCUCACUCUCUUUAAAACCAGACUCAAAACCCACCUGUUCCGUCUAGCAUUCCAAUAAUUACUCUCGUUGCUCCAAUCUGUCUGUUUGUUUUAUGCUGUUUUAUCUUUUAUAGUUGUGUAUUUUAUCUCUGUAAAGUGUCCUUUAGUGUUCAGAAAGGCGCUGUUGAAAUAAAAUGUAUUAUUCAAUAGAAACAAUGCCUAUGAUAUGUGUGGACAUAAGAAACGGAUUGUAUGUCACCCCAAAGCAUGAGCACAGUCCACAUUUCCCUGUACAUGUUGCGAAGUCAACCAACCCACAAAAAAUAAACUGCGAAGUUGAAAAGUGUUGCAAAUGUAUGCAAAUAGCAUGGUCUUCAGGAAAUCCUGGAAAAGUGCGUUCAUCUUGAACGAACUAAGCAUGCUAAGAAAUAUGUUAAACCAGCAGAACUCACACCUGCUUCACUCAAAGUCAUGCUUGAAAAAGGCUUGAUGUCCACUGAGCGGGGUGAUAGGUGUGAAAAACUGGAUACAGCUGCAAAAACUGCAAAGUGGACAGUGUUUUCCCCGUGAAUUUUGGAGGGAAAGGACAUUCACAACGAUGUUUUUUUCUUCACUUUUCACAUAUGAAACAGACAACUGGUGUCAGUUUAGACGGACAAGGGCCACCUUUGAUGCUGUUGUAGGAAAGUGGAAUUGUCAGUGUAAGGGAAGCAAAAAAUCACAUCGAUGUAUUCAUCGAAUGAUGGCAAUGUGGUGGAUUUUCCAAGAGUCACCAGGCACUUUAAUGCCCACCUCCGAUGUGCAGGCAGAGGACGCUGAGGAUUUGGAAAGUCACGUGAUGGAUGAUGACAUAUGAUGUACACCACGCAGUGUCACCACCCAAAAAAUAUGUGCCAUGACGGACUAUAUUCAUACCCAGAAGCGCAUCCCACCCCUAAAAGAAUUGUCAUUAAACCUUCGAAUUCAGGAAGAGACUCCAUCCACAACCCUUGUUCCUUUGGAAACAAACCAUCCCUACUGUCCAGGGCCGACUCCUCCAGAACUGGGGCUUCCAAAAGUGGUGACAACACAAGCCACUGUGUAUGGCAUUGACUACGUAAAAAAAGGCGUCUCAGUUGCUGUAAAAGAAUGCCCAGGAUGCAGUAACAUUGUGCGAUUCCACGAGUAUUCUUCUAGAUUCCACAACUGCAACAACUCUGUGCUCCUCACUCUGCCGUCGUGUGAGCUUCUACUGUCAGGAUUAGCGAACAAGACAACAAGUGGACGCAUGCUGGACACCUUGAACUUUUUCAGCGACAAUCGCUACCACCAUCAAACUAUAAGAAGAGCUUUUCAUCACUUCCUGUCACUUACAGACUUUGGCUUUCAGUUUUCAUGCUACCAGUAUGGUUACCACCCACCUGUGUUAAUAGCGGAUGCCAACUGGAAAUUGGCAUUUGAUAUCCCAUGUAAUACAUACAUUUUUUAAGUUCUUCCUUUUUUUUUGUUCUUUUUAUAAUAGCAAUUUGCAUAAACUCCAGAAUGUUGUAUUUCUGUACAUCACAGAAACAAAGAUGUAAAAGCUGUUUGGCAGCAAACUGUGCAAAAACCAGGAUUUGUGUCAUAAAAACUUUUGGCCACGACUGUUCAACCUAAACAACACGUGCCAUUAAGUAGCUCCACGUUUGUGGGCAUUCUCUGUUAUUCUUAAAGAAGGUGUCGGAGACGGGCAACUCAGUCAGACAGCGCGGGUCUCUUUAUUCAUUCAUCUCACAGCUUAGGACAGCCAACUACAAAAGACCUCGACCAAAUGUGGAGUCCUAAAUUUAUACUUUUUGUCCCUGGGCUACUCCCACAGUCCUUUGAUAAAAGUGGAGAGAGGAUGGGGUGAUGUUUACACUUCUCAAUAUGGUCAACGCACCCUCCAGCCCAGAGGUCGACGAGCCCUGUUAUCCCUAUAGAGCUCCGGACCCCACGUGACUCUCAGUUAGUGGACGCCAUUUUGGCAUGCAAAAAAGGUAAACAAACACGGAUGUAACCAUGAACAUGAACGGGAUCCGCUUGGAUUUUACUUCGUCGGAGUUUACUUCACAC
Messenger RNA from Nothobranchius furzeri (turquoise killifish), 4737 nucleotides. Lineage: Eukaryota; Metazoa; Chordata; Actinopteri; Cyprinodontiformes; Nothobranchiidae. The record is from RefSeq and is a predicted model, not a curated record.